AUGGAGGAAGACCCCGCGACAUCUACGAGUUAUGGGUCGAAUUUUGGCCAGAUUGCAGGCACUAUUGCGAGCCAAUUACCUCGGGAUCCCCAUACAAAGUGGGACCCAGGUGCUCAGUUCAUUAGCCAAAGAGAGACAGACCCGAACAAUGAUUCCGAAGAAACGUACGACAAAAUCCUGGAAUGGAUUUCCCUCUGCGAUCAAGAGCAUAUCCUCUGCUGCCCGGAAAAGCCCACUCCUUUGCCAACCCGAGUCAUAGAUGUCGGACAACGAGACACAACUCAUGACCCUAGACUGCACGUAAGUAGUCCGGACGAUUACCACCCAUACCUUGCUCUUUCAUACUGUUGGGGAGCGGCCCAACCGGUGCAUCUCACGAGCACCAACUUGGAAGAGAUGUGCGACAGAAUUGACAUGUCAGAUCUCCCAAAGACUUUGCAGGACGCAAUCACAGUUACAAGGCAGCUCAACCAUCGUUAUCUUUGGGUUGACUCGCUUUGUAUUGUCCAGAACUCCCAAAAAGACAAAGCCUAUGAGAUAGACCAUAUGGCGGAUGUGUACCGGGGUGCUUACUUGACAAUUUCGGCCGCAAAAGCAUCCAGUUGUGACCAAGGAUUCCUCCAAUCACAGCCUCUGACUCGACAUAACAAGAACCGGCAUCCGUUCGCAAGGCUGCCUCUUCUGUACGGAGAUGUGGAACUCGGUCGAAUUGUAGUCGAAAUGGACACUUACUCCACUGACCCAGAUGAGCCAAUCUAUUCUCGAGCCUGGACCAUGCAGGAACGCUUGCUCUCGAGAAGACAGCUCAUCUAUGGAUACGACGCGCUGAUCUGGAAAUGUCGAACGAGUACGUGGGGAUGGAAGACAUGGACCCGUUUCUGCUUUGAGAAACCACUUGUCGAAUCUCUCGGUAUGCCAUCGACCGAAAUGGUCGCAGCAUCGAGAGCCGAGUACUCCAAGCAGGUCGCUGGCGAACUUUCUCUAUGCAAAAACCCGGAUUAUGGCAAGCACGGAAAACAGCGAACGGCCGGCUGGCCAUAUUUUCUGGAAUAUUGGCACAAUAUCGUCUGCUUGUACUCGUCGUUGAAAUUGUCGGAAUACACAGACAAAUUACCAGGGGUUGCUGGUAUAGCUGCCGAAGUAUCACACCUCUCCGAUGCCACCAACAUUUCCGCAGGAAGAUAUCUAGCUGGAUUGUGGGAAGCAGACCUACCUCGACAGCUGCUCUGGACAGUAACAUACCGCUCCAAGCCAGAAACGGGUCCCUAUCGUGCGCCAUCGUGGUCGUGGGCGUCGACUGCUGGGAAUUCAUACGCCCGUUACCCUUUUGUGAUUGAUGAAUACCUUUCGCAACCGGCUGCCCAAAUCUUAGAAUGUUCGACCACACCCCUUCAUGCCGGGGCACCUUUCGGACAGGUCAAAGAUGGCUUCUUGAAGAUCAAGGCCCGGUUGGUCAAGGGCACGUCUAUGAGCGAAGAUUUGUUGUCCAGAACCGCCAAUUUGUUGUCCGGAAACUUUGUGGUAAUCACAAACCAUCGAGAAUUCUGCCAGAUGGACUUGUUUGACUCGGCGGAGACUGCUAGGGAAAGAGCCCUCGCAUCGUGGAUGGCCCAGCUUGGAGAUUGCUGUGGUCUGAUUCUGGAGAAAGUGGUACCCGGUGAACAACUGUUUCGGCGGGUGGGGAUUUUCCAUUCGGAGACGACGUCUUUUCCAGACGUUGAGCCAUCGGUGUUCACCAUUAUCUGA
Molecule: messenger RNA, 1746 nt
Organism: Diplodia corticola
Lineage: Eukaryota; Fungi; Ascomycota; Dothideomycetes; Botryosphaeriales; Botryosphaeriaceae
Product: het-domain-containing protein
Exons: 3
Coding region: 1-1746 (581 amino acids)
Source: RefSeq, a predicted model, not a curated record